Molecule: messenger RNA, 2286 nt
Organism: Calliphora vicina (urban bluebottle blowfly)
Lineage: Eukaryota; Metazoa; Arthropoda; Insecta; Diptera; Calliphoridae
Gene: Ir92a
Product: Ionotropic receptor 92a
Exons: 11
Coding region: 1-2286 (761 amino acids)
Source: RefSeq, a predicted model, not a curated record
AUGGAGUGGUUGCACAGAGAAUCAUCUGUUGAUGUUGAAAGCAUUUUAUUAUUCAAGGAUUUUAGAAUAAAACCAAGAACAGUUGAUCAAAUAAUGUUGCAACAAAUAUACGGAACAAUCAGUUUAAUACAAUAUUUGGUCAGCACUUACUAUGCCCAUUUAACCUCCGUAUUGAUUGUCUACGAUUCUAGCAAUAUCUACAAGAAUGUAAAGCAGCAACAAUAUUUAGAUGAUGUACAGCAGGCUUUUGAAAAUCAAUCCAGACAUGGCAACACAAUUGGUCUGCAGUGGAUUAAUAUAGAUUAUUUUAAUGACAUAGAAGAAGAUUUCGAUGAGCAAAUCUUAAAUGCCGUGGAUAUUGUAGCUGUUGAGGGUUUCAUAACAAUACUUGGAAAUACUUCACGAUUUUUACAUGCCCGCUACUAUGCAACACGCUACACAACUCUACGCCUCAAGGAUAAAAUCUAUUUGUUUUUGUGCGAGUCAGAAGAGAAUCCCAAAGAUUUUUUAGCCAACGAGAUACUGCAGUUUUAUCCUCAUCAUUUGAUGGUAAUACCUGAAACCAUAUAUCCUGAGUCUAAUAACAAGAAAAACAACAGAAAAAUAGAAAGAGAAACUCAAAAACCAAAUAUUAAACAAACUUCUCUGGCUAAGAAAACAACUGCAACAACUGACAAAUUGCACAUUGCAAAUGUUUCCAUGGAAAUAGUUGUUGAUGUCACCACUGCUGCUACGUUGUCGUCUUUUUUUAACACUCAUAUUGACGAUACAAACAAAAACUACAAAUACCGCGACAUCAAUUUUGAAUUGUGGACACAACAGUAUGGUGGUGCUGAAGGCAAUUUAAAUGCCAUACACCUUGAUACCUACAUUAGUGGUAAUGGAACAUUUGCCAAAAAUGUUCAACUUUAUCCGAAUAAACUUUGGAAUCUACAACAACGUACGAUGAGAAUCGGUUCCUUAACUUAUGUACCAUACGUAAAAACUUAUUAUGUGCCAUCCGGUCAAGGAGAUGUGGAUUCUAUUAAUUCUAAAGCUCCACAAAAGACAGUUCAGUUUAUUGGCGUGGAAGCUGAGCUAAUGAAAUCUUUUUGUCAUAUACGUAAUUGUCAUUUAAGAGUAGAGCCUUAUGCUGCCGAUAAUUGGGGAAUCAUAUAUGACAAUGGUUCUGCCGAAGGAAUGCUGGGAGAUCUUUAUAUGCAGCGUACCGAAAUGGCCAUAGGCUGUAUUUACAAUUGGUAUAAUGAUAUAACAGAAACCUCACAGUUCAUAGCUAGGUCUGCUGUAACUAUUCUAGGACCAGGACCAGCACAAUUUCCCCGUUGGCGCACCAACAUUAUGCCAUUCUCCUAUGGUCUAUGGAUAUUUCUGGUGUUUACCAUGAUAAUGUGCUCCUUAAUGUUUCAUUUUAUCAAAUACGCCUCAUAUCGUUUUAAACACAUUUAUUCGGCACGACCAAAUAAAUAUCGUAGUAUUAAGAACUAUGAAAAAACUUUGUUGGACAUAUUUGCUGUGUUCAUACAACAACCUUCUGCAGAUACAGUUUUGCACCGCGUAGCCACUCGCAUAUUUUUGGCAUUUCUAUUGUGUGCCACCAUAACUUUGGAAAAUACCUAUAGCGGCCAAUUAAAAUCUAUUCUAACAAUGCCUCUGUUUAAUGAGCCUGUGGAUACCAUGCACAAAUGGUCUUUAAGUGGCUGGAAAUGGGCCGCUCCUUCUAUAAUAUGGGUGCAUACGGUGGAGAACUCAGAUUUAGCCAUGGAACAACGUUUGGCCAAACAAUUUGAGGUUAGAGAUUAUGAAUUUCUAUAUAAUGCCACAUUUUGGGACAACUACGGCUUCGGAGUGGAACGCAUUUACAGUGGCUCAUUUUCGUUUGGUGACUACAUAACGGGCUCAGCUUUGGAGAAUAAAAUUGUUCCCAAAGAUGAUUUGUACUUUGAUUGGACACGUGCAGUGGCCAUCAGAGGCUGGCCUUUGAUGCCUUUACUUGAUCGACAUAUAUUAUUUUGUUUGGAGACCGGCAUAUAUAUCCAUUGGGAAAGACGCUUUAGUUACAAAUUUUUGGAUCAUCAAGUGCAGGACAUUUUAAAGAAGCUGGCUUCUGGUUAUAAACCCAAGUCACCACCUCAAAUGCUGUCAAUUGAACACAUAUCGGGACCUUUGUUCAUCUUACUAUUUGGCUAUCUAUUGGCAUUUCUUGUUUUGAUGUUUGAGUUAUUUGGCCAUCGUUUGAACACAAAUGUUUUGUCUGGCGGUCGUUAUUUAUUUAAAAUUAAUAAAUAA